Fundulus heteroclitus (mummichog) is the source of this 2646-nucleotide messenger RNA. RefSeq names its product polo-like kinase 1 (Drosophila) (gene plk1). Gene Ontology annotation, biological process: mitotic cell cycle; protein phosphorylation; regulation of cytokinesis. Gene Ontology annotation, cellular component: spindle pole; nucleus; centrosome. Bases 342 to 2087 code for a protein of 581 amino acids. The record is from RefSeq and is a predicted model, not a curated record. Gene Ontology annotation, molecular function: protein serine/threonine kinase activity; protein binding; ATP binding. The transcript has 11 exons. Lineage: Eukaryota; Metazoa; Chordata; Actinopteri; Cyprinodontiformes; Fundulidae.
ACAGAGGCAGCAUUUUAAACUUGUACCGAAAACUGUUUUCAUAAAGCAGGACACAGGACCGUCGAGUAACCGGCGUCGGGCAGGUCGGGUAAAUUAGUUGUCCUUUUAAAGGCUGUAGCUUUCAACGCGUCGCUGUUUUGAUGGUUAAAUGUUGCAUUAAUGAGCGCUAGAGCAAAACUAGUGUUAGUUUUGAUUUAAAUACGAAUGCAAGUGGAAGGAAGCUAGCUUGCCAGUCUGAACUAACGUCUGUUGAGUUAGGGUUAGCUUUAGUCGCUUCGUCGAGCUGCUUAGCUCGUUUGAUUUUUAUCUUAAAAUAACCGAAAAGCCUCCUGAAAUCGAAAAUGAGUGCUGGUGUUGCGAGGCCAGCGCCCGUAUCGGUACAUUCCGAUCCGAAGUCGGCGCCUCUGAAGGAGAUCCCAGACACCCUGGUCGAUCCCCGCACCACGAAGAGCUACACGAGAGGACGGUUCCUGGGAAAGGGGGGCUUCGCUAAAUGCUACGAAAUCACAGACGUGGAGACGAAGCAGGUAUUCGCCGGGAAAAUCGUGCCCAAAGCGCUGAUUUUGAAGCAGCACCAGAGGGAGAAGAUGACGUCUGAAAUCGCCAUUCACAAGAGCCUCAACCACGCGAACGUCGUGGGCUUCCACGGCUUCUUUGAGAACGACGACUUCGUCUUUGUGGUCCUGGAAAUCUGCAGGAGAAGGUCCCUGCUGGAGCUGCACAAGCGCCGUAAGGCUGUCACGGAGCCAGAGGCCCGGUACUACAUGACCCACUUGCUGAACGGGGUCCAGUACCUGCACAACAACAAAGUCAUUCACCGAGACCUGAAGCUGGGAAACAUCUUCCUCAACGAUGACAUGGAAGUCAAGAUAGGGGACUUUGGUUUGGCCACUAAGAUCCAGUUUGACGGCGAACGGAAGAAGACGUUGUGCGGAACGCCCAACUACAUCGCACCAGAAGUGCUCUGUAAAAAAGGCCACAGUUAUGAAGUAGACGUCUGGUCGCUUGGCUGCAUACUGUACACUUUGCUGGUGGGUAAGCCCCCGUUUGAGACGUCCUGUCUGAAGGAAACCUACAGCCGCAUCAAGAAAAACAACUAUGUCAUCCCCUGGCACAUCAACCCAGUUGCGGCGUCGCUCAUCAAGAGGAUGCUGCACGCCGAUCCUACUCAGAGGCCCACUGUGGCACAGCUGCAGGAGGACGAAUUCUUCACGUCAGGCUACAUCCCGCUGCGCCUGCCCACCACAUGCCUCACUGUGGCCCCACGCUUCUCCAUCGCGCCCUCCACCGCUGCAGAGCUCGGCCUGCGCCGUCCCCUCACCGCUUUGAACAACAAGGGUGGGACAGAGAAUAUAGAGGGGAAAAGUGAGCCCAUGCCAAAGGAGGCUGAACCGUCAGAAAACCACCUGAAGGACAUGCUGCAGCAGCUCAACAGCAUCAUGGCCUCCAAGCCGUCGGAGAAGACGCUCAUCCGGCAAGAGGAAGCUGAGGAUCCCGCAUGUAUUCCCAUCUUCUGGAUCAGCAAAUGGGUUGACUACUCAGACAAAUAUGGACUGGGCUACCAGCUGUGUGACAACAGUGUGGGCGUUCUCUUCAACGAUUACACCCGCCUCAUCAUGUACGCGGACGGAGACAGCCUGCAGUACAUCGACAAGACGGCCGCCGAGUCCUACCUGAGCGUCCGCUCAUUCCCCGCUGCUCUCAACAAGAAGAUCACGUUGCUUAAAUACUUCCGUAACUACAUGAGCGAGCACCUGCUGAAAGCCGGCGCCAACGUGGCGCGGCGGGACGGCGACGAGCUGGCGCGGCUGCCGUACCUCUCCAUGUGGUUCAGAACGAAGAGCGCCAUCGUCCUGCACCUCAGCAACGGCACGGUCCAGAUCAACUUCUUCCAGGACCACACCAAGCUGAUCCUGUGCCCGCUGAUGGCCGCCGUCACCUACAUCGACGAGAAGCGGGACUUCCGCACCUACAAGCUGUCGCUGCUGGAGGAGUUCGGCUGCUGCAAGGAGCUGGCCAGCCGCAUGCGCUACGCCAAGCUCAUGGUGGAGAAACUGCUGGACAACAAGUCCUCUGCUGCGCAGUAGAGUCUCUCCGUCCAGUCUCCUGUCCCUGUCUGUGUCACAGAACUUUGAUUCCCAUACCAUGAAAACCAUUUCAUGGGCCAAAACCUCGUAUCCUGUGUUCAAAAGGUUUCUGCUCUUUAAUGGAGUUUGUUUUUUUUCCCCCUCUUGCCUUUUGUUGAUGAGGCUCGCCUUUAAUCAGCGCCGCGAAUAAUCUUGUACAUUCAGCAGAGUAAAGGCGAAAACAUGAUUUCUACUUUCUUUGUGCACUAUUGUCUUUCGUUUUGAACUCUACAGAGGCUGAGAGCAUGUCGGACUGAGUCUUCGGCGUGCAAGAUGCAUUAAAGAGAGGCUCCUCUGGUCCACUUCUCUUGCUUCUUCUUUUUAUAUCUGUGUAGAGAAUUAAGCCGUGUUGAUGGUUUCAUCAUGUACAUUCUUCCUGUUUGUGUUUGUGUUUUUUAAAAAGAUUUAGAUAAGAGUUUUCAGUAAGAUGUACAGAAUGUACAUACUGCUAAGUAUGCUCACACAUUUUAAAGAUGGUAUACCUCUGCCCCAGUUUCAAUAAAGAUUCUUUUGAAAUGGU